AUGGAUCUUAUUGCAUACAUCUUGACUUCUUCUAAGAGUGUAGGAAUAGUGGUGUCAUUUGGUUCAGAAGUUGGAGUAGAUGGUGUUGUGGUGGAAAUUGGUUCGACUGUGACAUUGGUGGUGGGGUUUGGGUCUCGAACAAAAAAGGCAUUCAGUGUGUCUAUAUCAACUCCUGACAACUCAAAAACCUCUUCACCGCUAGAUACCAGCCUUCACAACUCUCUGUCUGAUGCAGAUGAUGAAACCGGUCCUCUAGAGCAUGGGUUCUCGAUGGAAAUUGCUCCGGUAACUGCAAUGGCAUCGACGCCAGUGAUCAGGGUAGCGGAGAAGAAGAGACCUGCUUGGAAACCCAGGAAGAAGACGCGACCCAGUGACACGCGAGGAAGGGGGAGGAGCUUUCGCCGCCGUCUCCGUCGCGUCUGUCGUCGCCAUUGGUUGAGUUCGUCGCCGUCGUUGUCGCUGGUCUGGAAGGAAGAGAGCGCGCGAGAGAUCAGAGAAGGAAGAGAGGGCGACGGCGCUGUUCAGUGGGGGAGGAAGAACUGCGACGACGAAGGGGUGCAGGAGUCCAUCGCCGUCACUGCCGAGCUGCCGUCGACGUUCCACACCGCCGUUGAAGUCAGCCUCGUCGCCGUCGAACUCGUCAGAAGCUGCUACCGUCGUCGUUUGGGUCUGACCGAAGAAGAGGAGGUGACGGUGGUGGAUGUUGGCGCUGCUGCUUGCGACAACAAGCGGCUUCGUCGCCGCCGAAGCUCUUUGCCUCCGUUCUGCUCGUCAGAAGUCAUCAUUGGAGCUGCUGUUGCUCCAUUUCUUGGUUCUUCUCUAAGUAUUGCUGUUGUUGCUCUGAAAGCGGAAUGGAGCUGUGGUUGCGGCUGCCGCUGUUGCGGGCUGGGAGAAAUAGGGGUUUUGACGCGUUGGUUUUGUGAGUUUGGACGAGUUGAGAUCAGCCCUAUGCUUCUUCCUCGUGAUCCUUCAUGUCAUGUCUCUUUCUCUCAUUGGUCCAUGGCUGCUGGUUCACUUUCUUGGAAUGUAUCAGCCUUGUUCUUCUGUUGCCGCCAAUCAUCUGUCACUGUGGUCGCAAAAGAACAGCGAAUUGGGAUCCGCAAAUUGGUAAUCUUGCAGUGUAAAGGCCUGGAUGGCUAUAGAGACCGUUCUUCUUUUGCAAAAAAAUCUGACAUUGUUUUUCAUGAUAUGAAUGUUGAUGAUUGCCUGCCCAAAAUGUCUACUUUGUCUGCAGAGUUGUUAUACUAUGCAGAGAGUGGCUUCAUUCCUCAAGCGCACACUAUAUGGGAGCAACUUGUUAACAGUUCUUUUGUACCAUCAAUUAAAUUCAUCUCGAAAUUGUUUGAUGGUUAUGAAAAGCACAGGAAUUUCAACGGCGUGCUUGAGAUUCUACAUUAUGUCAGUUGGAGAAAUUUUGGCAUAUUACCUCAUGUUUACUCUUUGGCUAUCUCAUGCUUUGGAAGAGGAGGACAGCUUGAGUUGAUGGAAGAAACCGUAGAGGAAAUGGUUUCGAGGGGUUUCCGUAUCAGUUCCAAGACUGGUAAUGCUUUCCUUUUGUAUUACUGUAUUUUUGGUUCUUUGAAAGAGAUGGAGAAUGCAUAUGCACGCAUUAAGAGAUCUGGAUUUAUGAUAAACGAGGAAGCAAUCAGGGCCAUGGCCUCUGCAUAUAUAAGGGAGAGAAAAUUCUAUCAUUUGGGUGAGUUCCUAAGAGAUGUGGGUCUAGGCAGGAAAAAUGUGGGGAACCUUUUAUGGAAUCUUAUGCUACUUUCUUAUGCUGCCAAUUUUAAAAUGAAAAGCUUGCAGCGAGAAUUUCUUAGAAUGGUGGAAGCUGGGUUCCGGCCCGACAUUACAACCUUUAAUAUUCGUGCUCUGGCCUUUUCAAGGAUGUCUUUGUUCUGGGACCUUCACCUUAGCAUCGAACAUAUGGUAGAUGCAAAAGUGAUCCCUGAUCUGGUGAUAUAUGGCUGUGUAGUUGAUGCAUACUUGGAUAAAAAGCUCGGAAAAAACCUGUACUUUGCUUUAAACAAGUUGAACUUGGAUCAUUCUCCGCAAUUAUUAACUGAUCCACUUGUGUUUGAUGCUUUUGGUAAAGGGGACUUUCAUACGAGUGCAGAAGCAUUUUUGGAGUUCAAGACGCACAGACAGUGGACUUACAGGGUUCUAGUACAAAAAUAUCUUAAAAGAUAUUACCGGAGAGACCAGAUAUUUUGGAACUACUAAUUAAUUGGCAGAUGUUUUAUACUGUACAAUGUCUGGCUAGGAUGUUAGUUAGAAUAACUAGCUGAGUUGCAGGCUUGCAGUUUCGGCAACAAAUCGACUUACUUCUGUGUUUCCGUUAUGACAAGAGCUAAGUCUUACUUGUAAAUAACAUGUAGUUAACUUGAAAUAAGCUUUCACUAAUCAAGGAUUCACUUGAGUCGA
Messenger RNA from Arachis ipaensis, 2421 nucleotides. Its product is annotated as pentatricopeptide repeat-containing protein At3g42630. Lineage: Eukaryota; Viridiplantae; Streptophyta; Magnoliopsida; Fabales; Fabaceae. The record is from RefSeq and is a predicted model, not a curated record. Gene Ontology annotation, molecular function: protein binding.